Pocillopora meandrina is the source of this 2156-nucleotide messenger RNA. NCBI's taxonomy places the organism in Eukaryota, Metazoa, Cnidaria, Anthozoa, Scleractinia, Pocilloporidae. The record is from the annotation of a GenBank genome assembly.
GCCAUUUUGAACACGAUGUCUACCUCCGAAGCAGCAAUGCAAAAUGCUGAGUUACGUAGAGCUCACGAAGAGGUCGACGUGGAAAACGGUGCUUCAAAUUUGAAGCGGAAGAGAGCGUCUUCCCUCAAUGGUCGGUCCCGUCAUCAGUGGAAGUUAUGGUGAGAGAAAUCCCCCUUGAAUUAGAACCCUCGGCCUGCAAACCCAUUUGUUGUUUUCUUAGGUAUGAUUGUCAUCAAAGUAGAUCAGAGAAGCUUUCCAUCACUUCAAGUGACCCGUCAGAUAGUCUUGGCCGUAUAUUGAACGGAGUUCAGUUGUUAGACCUCACAGACCAGUUUGUGGCCAAACCGGCUGAGUCAUAUGAGGAACCGGACGGCCAGUUUUCAUGAACCCGUUCUUACUACUUGCGCAGCAACGUACAGAACCGUAACUCGUGCUAGCAUAGUUUGAACACUGCCCGUUAGUAUGAUUCAUUGAUUCCAGGAAGCGCAAUGUUUGCCUGGAGAAAACGACCCUUGCAAACAGACACAAAAAAUUAAAAAAAAAAAAACAAUAAAACAUUACAAAAAGUCGCCAAAGGGGGUACUGUAAAAUAGAAAAAGAUAGGGUUACCAAAACAGGUGCCCUGAUUGGUCGAAAUGCAAUAUUGCUAUAAAAGCAAUAGACCACACUUUCUAUUGGUUUACCACCUAUGCCUCUGGCUAACUAUAUCUAAUAUCUGUCUUAUUUUAGGCUCUUGAGGAAUUAUACUUAUUCACAAGGUUGCCUGACAUUGCUUAAUGAAAUUGUGGAACAUGCUGCAAGAGAGAGAGACAGCCUGGGAAUAGAUAUCUCUGCAAGUUGUCAAUUUUUCGGGGAACUCAUUAAUCUUUUGUGGGGUGAUAGAGUCAAGAAAGUCAAAAGAGGUCAAAGAAUUGAUAGAAAGGCCUAUGUGCUGAAUUUAACUCGGAAACAAGGACAAACUGUGCAGCCUCCAGACUAUGACGUGACAAAUGAUUUUGAACAGUUGGCUAAAGAUGAUACAUUCAUGCUACCAACAGGUUGGUUUAGGGUUGUGGACAAUCCUUGUAGAAUUUGCUUUAUACAUCCUGAGCCUUGGGAAUUUGGAAACCAGCGGAUUUAUAAAGAGAUUGUGAUGGAAUUAUCUCCUGAGAAAAAUGUAUCUUACUCUGUCAAGUCUCGUUCAUGUGAGCUCCAUUUGUCUACCCUGAAUAUUGAAAGAAUUGUCAAAGAGCUAACUGUUCAUGAACAAGCUAAGCUUGUAUUGGAUUUUAUAGACACUUCUAAAUUAUGUCUGGGGUGCAGUCUUUCUGAUGAUGACUCAAGUGUGUCUCCAAUUCUGCAUCAAACUGGAGUCCUAAAGUCUUUAAACAACAAUGAAGUUCCAAUGCAAAAUAGAGCUUUUUCUUCAAAGUGUCAGUUGUUUGUCUGUCAUGCUGGAAAACCUUGUUCCAAGUGCACUGGUGUCUCGUUGAGUUACAAGAGAAGGAAAUGCAGAAGAGAAGCAAGGGAAUCCAUUCACAAGCAUUGCAACAAAAGAUAUCUCACAAAAGAUGAAAUACUCCAACAGUUGCAAGAGCAGAGAAAAUUGAAUAGGAAGCAUGAUCAAGAAAAAGAAGGUGAUCAAAAUUCAGGAAGUGAGGAUGAAAAAAGCAAUUCAAAUAGUGAUUCUGGAAAUGAAGAGGAAAAAGAGUAACAUGAAAUAUUAAAAUAAGACUUACCAUUUUGAACUUCUUCUGACAAUCAUUGUAAAUGUUUUUGUUUGGGUUGGAAAAAUGUUACACAUGUAAUGAUUUUCAUUUUGUUUGCUGCCAUUUUGGAUUAGGAUGAUUGAGGAGGCCUAGAUGGAAUCCUCAAAAGCCAAUUAGGAGGUGAUAGAAAAAAGGUUAUUUUGACUUAAUUAGCAGCAAAAGUUGCUAAUUUGGUGUCUUAUAUACAUUGUUGUAAAAUAAAGUCUCUUAUUACAAAUCUGUGAUAACACCUGGAAUGGUCCAAUACCAGCAGGAGCAUCUUACCAUUUGAAUUUUAACUGUGGGUGUGAAUACUUGCCUUGAGAUUAGUUAAAAAGCAGUUUGUCAGCAAGCAACUUGUUUCUUUGAAAAACUGGUUCAUGAAUAAUUGUGAUUCCACAAAACUGAUUACAAUGAAACAACUACAAC